Molecule: messenger RNA, 1451 nt
Organism: Maylandia zebra (zebra mbuna)
Lineage: Eukaryota; Metazoa; Chordata; Actinopteri; Cichliformes; Cichlidae
Source: RefSeq, a predicted model, not a curated record
CUGGAUAUUAUUCUGUGAACAGAGACAGUCCGCCGUGACAGUAAAAGCCAAGCCAGAUGUACAACCCGGCCUUACGCGAUCACGUAUCACGUUGCCGAGAUAUUUUACUGACACGAAGGUUUGCUUCGUCCAUCGACGUGCUAGAUGACUGUCACCCUUACACGGAGUUUCUCGUGGACACAGCGACGAUAGCCCCAGCAUUCCCGCCUCCGCGACAGAGCGUGCCAACAAAACAGGAGAAGUGUUACGACCCUCGCGACAAGACACUUAAGUUUGUCGAUGGAGAAGAUGAUUUGGACUUCUUGUGUGAAGACUUCAAAUCUCGCAGAGCUCAGAUGUCCUGUGGUCACGCUGUGACCCCGACCUCUCUCACCAACUGGUGUCGCAAGUUGUUGGACCAGGGUGAAGCCAGGUUUGUGUGUGGUGGGUCUGGUUGUAGUGCUGAGUGGACUUUUGCAGAGGUUUGUAAAAUGGCUCUGCUGGACCCUCAAGAAAAGCAGUAUUUCAGAAAAAACAUGGAAUUUAACAUUGCCAGGCAGACACUUACUACUAAGUUGUGUCCUGGCUGCAGAUCCGCUGUGAUGAGAGCGAAUGAAUCAGAUUUGAAUGUCCUCUGUAAAGUGUGCACAGCAGUAAAAGGACGGCCGUUUGAAUUCUGCUGGCAGUGUUUGAGGGAAUGGAAGGGUGCACGGCCUCGGAAAGACCGCUGUGAAAAUGAUGACUGCUGCAACCCGUCACUAGAAACACUAAAAAAAUGCCCAGAUAUGACAUUGUGUGAUUCUGAAGUCCGUGUGUGUCCCUCAGUCCGUGCCUGUCCAACCUGUGGUUUGCUGUUGCAGCACAGCAAGAAGGGUUGCCCAUCAGUUUUUUGCCCUCGAUGUAAUGGGACAUUUUGUUUUGUAUGUCUGAAGCGCUCUAGUACAUGUUUGGAGAUCAGGUGCACUCCUGCCCCCAGACAGACCUCUAUACCUGUUUGGAAGAAGAAAUAAUGGGAAAGACACAAGGCUGAUAUGUUUCACUUUCUUUGUAUUGAGAGCGUCUUUUCUAAAUGUAAAUGGCACUAUGCUGUGUUUUAAAUUCUCUCCUUUAAUAACAUCACUUUGUGAAUAAAAAUUGUGUUUUAUUUGUGAGACAUUUAAUAUCAAAUGUGUUCUUUACAGCUCUCAUGUCUGAAGUCCAAUGAUAAAUCUGCAUAAAUCUAAUGUCAUUCAUUAAAAAAAACUUUAGAAUAAGGUUAAACAUUCUGUGUGUGCACAUGCUGUCCUCUGGUUAGUUACAUGUAUAACAUAUAUCGUCUCCUUAUCACACAUGUUGUUUGUAUUUCAAGCUACAAACAACAUAGUUAUUCAUGUUAACUGCAGGUCUUGCAGUGAUCUUCAUGUUGCACGUGCCACGUGGUUAGCACUGUUGCCGCACAGCAAGAAGGUCCUGAGUUCAAUUCCAACAUCAGG